UUGAGGAGGAAGACAAAGGCCAGCAUGCUCUGCUUUUCUCUGCUGCUGCUACUGCUCUGGGACGUGGGGUCUCAUGGUUUCCCAGCAUCUGUAGAAACACAACAGCAGGAUGUGGAGAUCGUCCAGAAAUACCUGGAAAACUACUACAAUUUGAAGAAUGAGAGACAAAUUGAAAAGCAGAGAAGCAGUAGUAGUUCAGUGGUGGAAAAGCUGAAGGAAAUGCAGGAAUUCUUUGGACUGAAAGUGACUGGAAAGCCAGAUGCUGAAACCCUGAAGGUGAUGAAGCAGCCCAGAUGUGGGGUGCCUGAUGUGGCUCGGUUUGUCCUCACUCAGGGGAACCCUCGUUGGGAGAAAACACAUCUGACCUACAGGAUUGAAAAUUACACACCAGAUUUGUCAAGAGAAGAUGUGGACCACGCCAUUGAGAAAGCCUUUCAACUUUGGAGUAAUGUCUCACCACUGACAUUCACCAAAAUCUUUGAGGGCCAAGCAGACAUAAUGAUUUCCUUUGUCAGAGGAGACCAUCAUGACAACUCUCCCUUUGAUGGACCUGGAGGAAACCUCGCUCACGCCUUCCAACCAGGCCCAGAUAUUGGAGGAGAUGCUCAUUUUGAUGAAGAUGAAAGGUGGACCAAAAACUUCAGAGAUUACAACUUGUAUCGUGUUGCGGCUCAUGAAUUAGGCCAUUCUCUUGGACUCGCUCAUUCUACUGAUAUUGGAGCUUUAAUGUACCCCAACUACAUCUUCAGUGGUGAUGUUCAGCUUGCUCAGGAUGACAUCAAUGGCAUUCAAGCCAUAUACGGAUCUUCCCCAAAUCCCACCCAGGCAACAGGCCCACAAACCCCAGAAGUGUGUGACAGUAAGCUAACCUUUGAUGCCAUAACUACAAUUCGGGGAGAACUGAUGUUCUUUAAAGACAGAUUCUACAUGCGUGCAAAUUCCUUCUACCCAGUUGAGCUCAAUUUCAUUUCUGUUUUCUGGCCACAUCUGCCAAAUGGACUUGAAGCGGCUUAUGAACUUGCUGAUAGGGAUGAAGUCAGGUUUUUCAAAGGAAAUAAGUACUGGGCUGUUCAGGGGCAGGAUGUGCUACGUGGAUACCCCAAGGACAUCUACAGUUCCUUUGGCUUCCCUCGAACUGUGAAGCAUAUUGAUGCUGCUGUUUCAGAGGAAGACACUGGAAAAACCUACUUCUUUGUCAAUAACAAGUGCUGGAGAUAUGAUGAGUAUAAACGAUCCAUGGAUGCAGGUUAUCCUAAAAUGAUAUCUCACGACUUUCCUGGAAUUGGCAAUAAAGUUGAUGCUGUUUUCAAGAAAGAUGGAUUUUUCUAUAUCUUCCAUGGAACAAGACAAUACAAAUUUGAUCCUAAAACAAAGCGAAUUUUGACUCUCCAGAAAGCCAACAGCUGGUUCAACUGCAGAAAAAAUUGACAAACUGUUACAAAGUUAAUGAAAAAAUGUACUUUGUGAGCCUAAGAAAGGUGUUUUCCUGAAGAGCCAUGUAUUUUUCAGUAUUUUAUUUAACUUCUAGAAUCACUAAUACGCAGCUACUAAGUAUAACCUUAUUUAUACUUUAUUUUACAUAUUUUUUACAAUUUAGUAUUAUGUUUUUAUUUACUAAUAUAAUUUAAUUCCACAAAUGGUGGCAAAAGCCGAUCAAGUUCAUGGYUUAUGAAUUCACAUA
Urocitellus parryii (Arctic ground squirrel) is the source of this 1681-nucleotide messenger RNA. It is a transcript of the gene Mmp1, whose product is annotated as matrix metallopeptidase 1. Lineage: Eukaryota; Metazoa; Chordata; Mammalia; Rodentia; Sciuridae. The record is from RefSeq and is a predicted model, not a curated record. Gene Ontology annotation, molecular function: zinc ion binding; metalloendopeptidase activity. Gene Ontology annotation, biological process: collagen catabolic process; proteolysis; extracellular matrix organization. Gene Ontology annotation, cellular component: extracellular matrix.